AUGUCUCAAACUUUGAAAAAGAGGGGAAAGAAGGCUGGUUCGUCCAGCACUUCGCUGACAGAUGUACACCCAGAUCCCAUUGUGGAUACCAAAAAAACCACUCUGUUUUUCACUCAGAAGGAACCCGAACUGGCAUACUGGAUAGCAUUGGCUGCGGUCACGGCAGUAGCAGCAUUCGUCAGAUUCAGACUACUUGGAACUCCGGCCAAGGUUGUUUUUGAUGAGGUCCACUUUGGUAAAUUUGCGUCAUACUACUUGGAAAGAACUUACUUUUUCGAUUUGCACCCACCAUUUGCUAAACUUCUCAUAGCUUUUGCCGGUUGGCUAGUUGGAUAUGACGGCUCUUUCAAGUUCGAGAACAUCGGUGACAACUACAUUGAGAACAAUGUUCCAUACAUUGCGUACAGAACGCUUCUGGCAAUCCAGGGCACCUUGAUUGUGCCCGUGAUGUUCAUGACCAUGAAGACCCUUGGUUUCACUGUUGCCGCAUGUGUUUUGUCGUCCUCGCUCGUGUUGUUCGACAAUGCUCAGGUCAUUGACUCCAGAUUAAUUCUUUUGGACGCUACAUUGAUCUUGAGUGUGGCCCUCACCAUGUUCACCUACUGUAAGUUCUCCACUUAUCGCCGUCAGCCAUUCUCCAAAUGGUGGUGGAUUUGGUUGCUUGCUACAGGUGUGUCAUUAUCUUGUGUGAUAUCCACCAAGUAUGUUGGUGUGUUUACUUACUUUACCAUUGGCAUUGCCGUGAUUCAUGAGUUAUGGAUAUUGCUUGACAUCAAGAAGGGCUUAUCCAUUGAGGAAUUUGCGCAGCACUUUCUCGCCAGAUUCUUCUCCCUCAUUGUCAUGCCAUUCGUGAUUUACUUAUUCUGGUUCUACUUGCACUUUGCUAUCUUGACCAAGUCAGGCCCAGGAGACGCUUUCAUGUCUUCCGAGUUUCAGGAGACUUUGGAGGAGUCACCAAUGGCCAAAUACUCCAAAUCUGUCCAUUAUCACGAUGUUCUCACCAUCCAGCACAAGGAAACGGAGGCAUUCUUGCACUCCCAUGAUCUUGUUUACCCAUUGAGAUAUGAAAAUGGUAGAAUAUCUUCAAACUUGCAACAGGUAACUUGUGUUUACGACCAAGAAGGUCAGGAGAUUAAGGAUGUCAACUCUCAGUGGGAGAUUGUUCCUACUAAGGAGGUUGGUCCUAAUCUGAAAGUGUACACGAAUGAUGUUGUCAGAUUCAGACACAUCGGCACCGGUGGCUUCUUGUUGACUCACGAUGUUGCAUCCCCAUUGCUCUCCACCAAUGAGGAGUUUGUUGUUGUCCACGGUGAUGUUGCCGACACGAGAUACAACGAGACUUUGUUCCGUUUGCGUUUUGCAGAGGCAGGUGGCAAGAACAAGAACAAGAGAGUCGCUAUAAAGACCAAGGCAACUCCUAUGAGAGUGCUCCAUGUUGACACGGUUGUAGCCAUGUGGACUCAUGACGAUGAAUUGUUGCCAGAUUGGGCCCUCGAACAUCAAGAAGUUAGUGGUAACAAGAAGGUCCAAGAUGGUGACAACGUGUGGACUUUUGACAGCAUUGUCAACAUGAAGCGUGAGGAUCCCAGGAACCACUACGUUCCAAAGGAGGUGAAGACGCUUCCAUUUUUGAAGAAAUGGUGGGAACUCCAGGGUUUGAUGUUCUUGCACAACAACAAGUUAUCUGCUGAACAUCCGUUCGCUUCGCAGCCAGACGCUUGGCCACUUGCCUUGUCUGGUGUCUCUUUUUGGAAUGACAACGAUGAGAGAAAGCAGAUCUUCUUUAUUGGUAACGUGAUUGGCUUCUGGAUCGAGGUUGGUUUCUUGGCUGUCUACGUUGGUUUUGUCCUUGCAGACCUCGUCACCCAGAGAAGAGCAGUUGAGAUCAUCACACCACAGGCCAGAUCAAGACUCUAUAAUACAUUAGGCUUCUUCUUCAUUGGCUGGGCUGCACACUACUUCCCAUUCUACUUGAUGGGCAGACAAAAAUUUCUUCACCACUACUUGCCUGCGCACCUCAUUGCCGCUUUGUUCACCGGUGCCAUCGUUGAGUUCUUGUGUACUAACAAGACCGCCAAAAACAAGAAAGGUUUGGCUCCAGCCGCAAUCGACAAGGUUAGACUUAUUAGUGCUACCGUUGUGGUGAUUGCAAGUACCGCAUGGUUCCUCUGGUACAUGAAAGCUAUUACCUACGGAAACAUGGCGCUUCCAGCCGAGGAAAUCAAGAAGAGACAGUGGCUAGACAUCAAUCUUCACUACGCCAAGUAA
Molecule: messenger RNA, 2268 nt
Organism: Candidozyma auris
Lineage: Eukaryota; Fungi; Ascomycota; Pichiomycetes; Serinales; Metschnikowiaceae
Gene: PMT4
Product: dolichyl-phosphate-mannose-protein mannosyltransferase
Exons: 1
Coding region: 1-2268 (755 amino acids)
Biological process (GO): protein O-linked glycosylation via mannose
Cellular component (GO): membrane; endoplasmic reticulum
Molecular function (GO): dolichyl-phosphate-mannose-protein mannosyltransferase activity
Source: RefSeq, a predicted model, not a curated record